Molecule: messenger RNA, 1107 nt
Organism: Camelus dromedarius (Arabian camel)
Lineage: Eukaryota; Metazoa; Chordata; Mammalia; Artiodactyla; Camelidae
Exons: 8
Source: RefSeq, a predicted model, not a curated record
CUCCAGAAGUUUCAGCAGAAGGCUCUGAAGCAAACUAAGCAGAAGAAAUCCAAGUCGGCUGAAUUUCUGAUGGUUAGAGAAGACAGAGAGGCCUCGGAAGGCACUGGAAAUCCAGCUUUUAACACGAGCAGCCCAGAUCUCUCAGCGUAUCAGACUUCAGAAAAAAAAGUUAUUAGACGUGACACGCUGGCUCGCACCCUUGCAGCUCACCAACAAAAAUUCAGGCUGCGAGCCUCUGCUGAACCAAAAGGAAAUGAAUACAGCAGAAAUUACUUUGACCCACUGAUGGAUGAGGAAAUAAACCCAAGGCAGUGUGGGAUGGAGGUCAGCGGAGAGGGAAGCGGUUCUAAUAAAAUUGGUCCCUGCCCUGCUGACUGUGAUCUCAGUCUCUCAAAAGAAGACCGUGGAUUACACAAUAAGUCUGUGAAGGAAACAUCAAUUGCUUGGCGAACUGGAGAAACUGAAGAUUAUUCACAGGAUACAUCUUACUUGGAAGAACUGGAGGAACACAGGGUUUCAGUUUGCUGUUCUUCAGUUGCUGAUGGAACUGGAUCUGGAGAAUUCUUCAAACAUCUCUAUUUUUUGCUGGCGUCAGUGUUUUCAGAACUUCAGCUAGCUCAGUGGCGAAGCCAGGGCUUCUGGUACAUUAUCUUGCUGAUGGCUUCUCUCUGGUUCCUGAGGCUCUACCUGCAUUACCUCAGCCAGUGGCUUUUCCUCCAGGCCAUUUCAACUCCUGUGACAAAGUUCCACUUUUCCCCUCUCACAGUUGAGCUCUGCUACCCAGCCUCUUCACUUGACAUCGGAGAGGAGUCGCUUGUGGUUGUGGUGGGGCCUUUGAUGCUGAACGCAGCGAUACUUCCCUUGGUUCUGAUCAGAUGGGGCUGUCAGCUACUGUUUGCCUCGUGCCCUGACGUCCUGUCAAAGCUAAUCAUUACCAUGGGACUAUGGACAGUUCUGGACCCACUGGCAGUGUUUAUUGUGGAUACUGUCCUGGGGUUGGAGAACUACGGCUCCAUGCGGCAUCAUCGUUAUCCUGGAUUCAGUGUCACUCGUGAGGUUGCGGCUGCCCGAGUUCCUGCCUCCAGUCCUUUCAACACUUCCUUCUAG